Molecule: messenger RNA, 1584 nt
Organism: Populus euphratica (Euphrates poplar)
Lineage: Eukaryota; Viridiplantae; Streptophyta; Magnoliopsida; Malpighiales; Salicaceae
Gene: UREF
Product: urease accessory protein F
Exons: 2
Coding region: 383-1114 (243 amino acids)
Molecular function (GO): nickel cation binding
Source: RefSeq, a predicted model, not a curated record
UCUUAGAUUGUUAGGUUCUCGAAUCAAAUUGUAUGGCUGGACUAAAUCUGACAACUAUUCUAGCAUGUGUGACGACGCCUUCGAAGUUAAGCAACUAGCCUAUGGCGACAUGAUUUCUAAAAUUGAAGUACUAAAUUAACAAAAUGCGUAUAAUCAAGGGAUUUGUAUUUGUUACAAGCCUCAUUGAAACCUUUUUAUAUUUAAGGGCAUGGUUGAUUCUUAGUUUUGGAACCAAAUUGAAAGAAAGGUGGGUAAAUUGAAACUAACACUUGAAAUAAGGAGUCACGUCGAAUUUCCACGCAGCGAGGUCGUGGUCACAGAAAACAAGACAGUUAAUCUGCUAAGUAUUUGCCUGCGGCCAAGCUGGUUUUCAAUUUUUCCAAUGGAAGGCAAGAGGGAAAUAGAUGGAGCAAAAGAGAAACCUGCUUGUACGAGUUUUUCUUUGCAUUGGAGCCAGUGGCAACUGAUCGAUUCGAUUCUUCCUACUGGUGGGUUUGCUCAUUCGUUUGGUAUUGAGGCAGCUAUUCAAGCACGUGUGAUUUUGAAUGCAGAAGACUUCCAAACUUAUGUAAUUCAUGUUUUGGAGAACACGGGAAGCUUGCUUCUUCCUUAUGUGUACUCCGCAGCAAUGUGUCCGGAUUUGGAUAAUUGGCGGAAACUUGAUAGAAUGCUUGAUGCUACUUUAACUAAUGAAGUAAGUCGAAAGGCGUCUGUUUCACAAGGAUCGGCGCUAAUGAGAGUGGCUGCGGCUGUGUUUACAGAAAUUCCAUCUCUUAAAAUUAUGAGAGAGACGUCUCUUGGUUCUGGGAUUGUUGCUUUUCACCAUGCUCCUGUCUUUGGGAUUGUUUGUGGGCUUCUUGGCAUGGAUAGUGAAACUUCUCAGAGGGCUUACAUGUUUAUCACAUUGAGAGAUGCUUUUUCAGCUGCAACAAGGCUGAAUUUGGUGGGACCUCUUGGCGCUGCUGUAUUGCAGCAUCAGGUGUCUAUUGCUGCAGAAACUAUGCUAAAAAGGUGGAUGAACCGUGAGGUUGAGGAUGCAUGUCAGACAUCUCCUUUGCUUGAUACUUUACAGGGAUGCCAUGGCUAUUUAUUUUCAAGAUUAUUCUGCUCUUGAUGUCCUAUGUAAAUGUUCAAUUCCCACACAAAAUGAAAUUCUGAUUCGAUUGUGCCUUUUCUCAUGCUAUGAGGCUUUAGCAAUCAGUCAAUGUCAGGAGGAUAGGCAAUGGUGGUUGAGUCUUUAUAACAAUGUGUAACUGUCAGGGUACAAACAAAUUACUGCAGAAUCAUCUUGUGCUGCAAUCAUGCUCCUCCAUGGUUUUGCUGUUUUCAUUACAUUCCACUCCACUACGCAGCAUAUAUUGUUAACGUGUAGAAAAUUAAAAACUGCCAUACAGCUUUUGAGACUUACCUACUGAGUAGACAGAACAUGCGUUCUUUAAUUUAUUUCUCCACCCUGCCAUGUGCUGAGGUUUGCUUUGUUCAAUUAUUAUCUCCAGUUAGGGCGUCAAGGAGAAGAAUACCUUUGGAUAAUUUUUCACUUGUACAUUCAUUAUUCAAUGAUAAAGCUUGUUAUUGUUCAUAUUA